GCCUGGUCUCCAGCGGUACCUUUUUCCUCUGUCGCUAAUACCCUAAUUUUUUCCGAACCCUCCAAGAAAAAUGUCAUCAGAACCCGAUCCCCUCUCUCAAACUGCGGAAGACAACGCAACGAUCAGCAAGAAGCAAGCAAAGAAAGAGGCAGCGAAGGCCGAGAAGCUCCGGCGAAAGCAAGAGGGUCGCGAGGUUGACCUAAUGUCCUCCAACUACGGCGACGUGCCGACCGAGGAGAUCCAGUCGAAGACCAUCAGUGGCCGCAAGUGGACCGAGAUCGGGUCUUUGACGGCUGAUCUCGCCGAUCAGUCGGUGUUGAUUCGAGGCUCAGCGCAGGCGAUCAGGGCAGUUGGGAAAAAGAUGGCGUUUUUGGUGGUGAGGCAGUUUAUGAGCACGGUUCAGUGUGUGGUGACGGUGGAUAAGGAGUUUGUGAGUGCUCAGAUGGUGAAGUUUGCUAAUGGGUUGAGUAAGGAGUCUAUUGUUGAUGUUGCAGGGGUCGUUUCGAUUCCGAAGGAGGCGAUCAAGGGGACGACACAACAGGUGGAGAUUCAAGUGAAAAAAAUCUACUGUAUCAAUAGAGCAGUGCCCAACCUACCUAUUAAUAUUGAGGAUGCUGCACGAAGUGAGAAGGAAUUUGAGAAGGCAGAGCUGACGGGAGAGCAACUUGUUCGUGUGGGUCAAGACACACGGUUAAACUAUAGAGUACUGGACAUGCGUACUCCUGCAAAUCAAGGAAUUUUCCGCAUUCAGUGUGAAGUUGAAAAUAUCUUUCGACAGUUUAUGCUGUCCGAAGGCUUUGUUGGGAUUCAUAGUCCGAAGUUGAUAGGUGGAUCGAGUGAAGGUGGUUCAGCUGUAUUUAAGCUGGACUACAAGGGACAACCUGCCUGCUUGGCACAGUCCCCUCAGCUUUAUAAACAAAUGGCAAUAUGUGGUGGUUUUGGACGAGUUUUUGAGGUUGGUUCUGUAUUCAGAGCAGAAGACUCAUACACUCACAGGCAUUUAUGCGAAUUUGUUGGUCUUGAUGCUGAAAUGGAGAUUAAGGAACAUUAUUUUGAGGUAAUAGAUAUUGUGGAUCGGUUGUUUGUUUCAAUGUUUGACUAUUUGAAUGAAAAGUGCAAGAAGCAACUGGAGGCUAUUGACAGACAAUAUCCAUUUGAACCUUUGAAGUACUUGAGGAAGACAUUGGUGCUUACCUUCCAAGAGGGGGUUCAAAUGCUUAAGGAAGCUGGCGUAAAUGUAGACCCUUUGGGGGACCUGAACACAGAGAAUGAGAGAAAAUUGGGCCGUCUUGUUCUUGAUGAGUAUAACACUGAGUUCUACAUACUUCACCGAUACCCAUUGGCUGUACGACCAUUCUACACCAUGCCAUGUUAUGAUGACCCAGUAUAUAGCAACUCAUUUGAUGUCUUUAUUCGAGGCGAGGAGAUAAUCUCAGGGGCUCAAAGAAUACAUUCACCUGAACUUCUGACCUCACGCGCUAAGGCGUGCGGAAUUGAUGUGAAGACAAUAUCAACGUACAUUGAUUCAUUCAGGUAUGGUGCUCCUCCACACGGUGGAUUUGGUGUGGGCUUGGAGCGUGUAGUUAUGCUGUUCUGUGCCCUUAACAACAUUCGCAAGACGUCACUCUUCCCUCGCGAUCCACAGAGACUUGUUCCAUGAAAUAUUGCCCAUCUGCUGCUGGUUCUCUGUUCCAAAUCUUCAUGCUGUUUGCAUUCUUGACCUGAAAUGAUUGGUUGAGAAAAGUUUUCUUCUGUUCAUUAUAUGCAACAUUUCUAUGGCUCUUCAGUAGCUGAUGUAUGAAUUGUAAUUUUCUAAGCACAUCUUAGCUGAAAAGAGAAUUGAAAGGAUUAUAACUGUGGUAUUGUAUGGAAUUUUUAGUAAUGCAAUUUUCUAUAUUUCUUUGUUGAA
Asparagus officinalis (garden asparagus) is the source of this 1909-nucleotide messenger RNA. RefSeq names its product aspartate--tRNA ligase 2, cytoplasmic-like. Gene Ontology annotation, biological process: aspartyl-tRNA aminoacylation. NCBI's taxonomy places the organism in Eukaryota, Viridiplantae, Streptophyta, Magnoliopsida, Asparagales, Asparagaceae. Gene Ontology annotation, molecular function: aspartate-tRNA ligase activity; RNA binding; ATP binding. Gene Ontology annotation, cellular component: cytosol; aminoacyl-tRNA synthetase multienzyme complex; cytoplasm. The record is from RefSeq and is a predicted model, not a curated record.